AUGUAUCGAUCAAGGAACGAAACUGCCUCUCGGAAUCUUUUCCUGCAUAAUAAUUCCUUCGGUGUAGAUGGUGAACGGCCGGAGGUAUCCCCAAACUUGGCUAGUCUCUCACCGACGUCUCCAGGCAUCAUCACACCAAGACGCAUCGUGCGAACCGUGAAAACAUCUCCGCCUGUCACGCAACUCGUGCAGUUGGACGGUGUCCCGCCCCCACCACGUCCCUUAUCGCACGUCUCGAGUGGGAGUGAAGUGAGCGAAGAUGUGGUGGAUGAUGUGAGUGAGGCGGUGAGUUUAACUUGUGAGUCCGAUGGGAGACUCGUGCAAUUGGCCCCUAGUUUAAGUGUGCGGGAUAAUACAACCCCUUCCUUUUGUGUGGGUACCGCUAAGACCGCCACACCAAGUUUAGCCCGAAUGACGGCUGGUGGAGAAUCCAUAUUGUCCAUGUCUUUUCAUUCUUUGGGCACCUCAGAGGAGACUUCCUCCUCCUCCUCCGCCGCCGCCGGCUCUUCAGGGGAGUUUACAGAGACCUCUGAUGUAGAGAGUGUGCAUAGUUGUAGUCUGUCUUGUGGGAUGGAGGUAAGGCAAAGGGCCUCAAGUACGAGUCGUCAUAUUUCAGUACCCGCUAUGAAUAGCAGUAUCGCAAAAGAUAGUCCAGCGAGGGGAUCAGAAGUGAGUGGUAAACGACAUCUCACAAGUCGUUGUGCCUCCAGCGUUACGGAUGUGAUGCAGCGGAAAAAGAUUGUGAAUGUACGGCGAGAAGAGCGAAUAGGCCGUGGUAGUUAUGGUGAUGUAUUCCGUGGUGUGGAUUUAGAUACAGGACUUUGUCUUGCCAUAAAAGAGAUUGUAGUAACGGCGGAUAUAACUAAAAAUGUGGAAUUACAACUUCGUGCAUUGGAAAGGGAAAUACGUGUAAUGCGGAAGUUAAAUAAUGAACAUAUUAUUAGUUAUUACUCUGCUAGACGUGACGAAGCAUCUAGUACAUUGUUGAUAUAUAUGGAAUAUAUUAGUGGUGGUACAGUUGCCCAAAAACUUAAAAAGAAAGGUCCUUUUAGUGAAGAUGAGACUCGACAUUACACUCGUCAACUUUUACAAGGUUUAGAUUACCUUCAUCAACGACAUAUUGUUCAUCGUGACCUUAAAGGUGAUAAUUUAUUUCUAACAGAGAAUGAUGUGCUUAAAGUAGGUGAUUUUGGUACGAGCAAAGAAUUAAAAACAACACUUAUAACAGAUAGUGUUGCUGGUACUCCAAAUUUCAUGGCCCCAGAAGUCAUUGCUUGUAGUGGUCACAGUUGUAUGGCGGAUAUAUGGUCUGUAGGAUGCUGUGUAUUGGAAAUGUUAACAGGACAUCCACCUUUUUGGAAUCUAGAUAACCAUAUGGCAGUAAUGUUUGCCAUUAUGAAAGGUAAAUUGGAAGAACAAGUUCCAUCACACAUAUCUGAAGAGGCUAAAGACUUUAUUAGACACUGUACAUGUAGUGAUCCAACACAUCGACCGGCCGCGCGAGAACUACUAGAGCACCCGUGGCUUAUUACUCUAGAGGAGAAGAAGAAGAGGGAAUCUACAGUCAGUCCCACACAAUCCUGUCUCUCUUUGAUGAGUUUAGAUACAACAGGAAAGGAUGGGGAUAAGAACGAGAAUGAAGAAACAUCCUCAGACUCAUCUACACCACCUAAUGAUGUUUUUCAAAGUAGUUUAGCAGCAGUGUUGGCAAUUAUCCCUGAGCGGAGUAAUGAUAUUGUGGGUAAAGGACCAUCACCAUCACCACCACAACCACCAACGGAGAUUCACCAGGGAACGAAACAGGAGUCUAAAAGACAAACAUCUAUGCAAAUGGCAUCACAUGCACCCAUGACAGGGAAAAAAAACUCCACCCAACAAAGCAACAAGGAUGGAUUACAUCGAAGUUCAACAGGGAGACAACAUUCCAUUGGAAAUACCAACGACAACGGUACGAGCCAGAAUAAGAAAAUCGCAAAAAACUCAUCGACUGAACGAAGUGAUACGAAGGGUAAUAGUGCAGUGACAAGGCGGAGCACAACAUCAAUAUCAAUAUCAACAACAAAACCAACAAGUAAAGGAGUAUCAGCAACAGCAACAACAACAACAACGAAAAAAAAGCCUUAG
Molecule: messenger RNA, 2124 nt
Organism: Trypanosoma theileri
Lineage: Eukaryota; Euglenozoa; Kinetoplastea; Trypanosomatida; Trypanosomatidae
Product: protein kinase
Exons: 1
Coding region: 1-2124 (707 amino acids)
Biological process (GO): protein phosphorylation
Molecular function (GO): ATP binding; protein kinase activity
Source: RefSeq, a predicted model, not a curated record